This is a messenger RNA of Cicer arietinum (chickpea), 1335 nucleotides long. Its product is annotated as probable LRR receptor-like serine/threonine-protein kinase At3g47570. Gene Ontology annotation, cellular component: membrane. Gene Ontology annotation, biological process: protein phosphorylation. The record is from RefSeq and is a predicted model, not a curated record. Lineage: Eukaryota; Viridiplantae; Streptophyta; Magnoliopsida; Fabales; Fabaceae. Gene Ontology annotation, molecular function: ATP binding; protein kinase activity.
CUGGUACACUUCCACAACAAUUGGGACAACUCCAUCGUCUACAAAGUUUAGACUUUUCUGUCAAUAGUCUCACAGGUAAAAUCCCUUCAACAUUUGGCAAUCUCCUUUCUCUCAAAAAUCUUGCCUUGGCUAGCAACCAGUUUCUGGGUGAGAUUCCAAGUGAAUUAGGAAAUCUUCACAAUCUUUCACAACUUCAACUCUCAGUGAACAAUUUCACUGGAAAGAUUCCUACUUCUAUCUUCUUCAACCUCUCUUCUUUAGUCUUUUUAUCCCUCACUAACAACAAUCUCUCAGGCGAGUUGCUGCAAAAUUUUGGCAACGCCUUUCCGAAAAAUGUUUUACUGCAGAAUGCAAAGCAUCUAACAGUUUUGGACCUGAAACAAUGCAAAGCAUCUAACAGUUUUACUGCAGAAUGUGAAACUUUGAAAAAUGUUAGGCAUCGGAAUCUCGUUAAGGUGAUCACUUCUUGCUCCAGCACUGAUUAUAAAGGAGAUGAUUUUAAGGCCCUUGUUAUGCAAUUCAUGCCUAAUGGUAAUUUAGAGACGAGUUUAUACCCGAACGAUCUCGAGUCGGGAUCUUUGCUAACCUUGUUGCAAAGGUUAAACAUUGCCAUUGAUGUUGCAUCUGCCAUGGACUACUUGCACCAUGACUGUGAUCCACCAAUAGUCCAUUGUGAUCUGAAACCUGCUAAUGUCCUACUAGAUGAAGAUAUGGUUGCACAUGUGGCAGAUUUUGGAUUAGCAAGGUUUCUCUCUCAAAAUCCAGAAGAGAAACAUAGUAGCACCCUGGAACUGAAGGGAUCAAUCGGCUAUAUUGCACCAGAAUAUGGUUUAGGUGGCAAGGCUUCAACAUGUGGCGAUGUGUAUAGUUUUGGAAUCCUACUUCCAGAGAUGCUCAUAGCGAAAAAACCAACAGAUGAAAUGUUCAAAGAAAGCAUGAACAAAUUUGUUUCAGACAUGGAUGAGAAGCAAUUAAUGAAUGUUGUUGAUCAAAGGCUUAUUAAACAUUAUUAUGAAUAUUCAAAACAGGAUUUCAGCAGUGAUUGUCGUAGCGAUGGGUCUGGCGACAACAGCUAUAGCAAUGGACCUAAUGGUAACACACAUUUGAUGCACAAAGUUGAGGAGUGCAUAGCUGGUGCAAUGAGAGUUGGCUUGUCAUGUAUAGCACAUCAUCCCAAAGAUCGAUGGACCAUGCGAGAAGCCUUAACGAUAUUGCAUGGAAUUAAGCAGUUUAUCCUAGACUUGUGAUGUUGGUCUCAUGUCUGUUAUAUGUGUGUAGUUUGUACUUACUGGUGCAAUCUAUAUGAUGAAUAGGAAUAUAAAAAUAGUUAUGAAA